AUGGACCGUACCGUGGUGCUCAUCACUGGCUGCUCCUCGGGGAUCGGCCUGCACCUGGCCCUCCGUCUGGCCUCAGACCCGUCCCGGAGCUUCAAAGUGUAUGCCACGUUGAGGGACCUGAGGACGCAGGGCCCGCUAUGGGAGGCGGCCCGGGCCCGGGGGUGUCCUCCCAACUCCCUGGAGACGUUACAGUUGGACGUGAGGGACUCAGAUUCUGUGGCCGCUGCCCGGGCACGCGUGACCGAGGGCCGCGUGGACGUGCUGGUGUGUAACGCGGGCCGGGGCCUGCUCGGGCCGCUAGAGUCGCACGCGAUGGGCGCCGUGGACUCCGUGCUGGACGUGAACGUGGCCGGGACGGUGCGGACGCUGCAGGCCUUCCUGCCCGACAUGAAGCAGCGCCGCUCGGGACGUGUGUUGGUGACCGGGAGCAUGGGAGGCUUGAUGGGGCUGCCCUUCAACGCCGUUUACUGCGCCAGCAAGUUCGCGCUCGAAGGUUUAUGCGAGAGUCUGGCGGUUCUGCUGCCGCCCUUCGGGGUCCACGUGAGCCUCAUCGAGUGCGGCCCGGUGCGCACCGCCUUCCAGGAGAAGCUGGAGGGCGGCCCGGGCGGCGCACUGGACGGCGCGGACGCCCAGACCCGCCACCUCUUCUCCCUCUACCAGCGCCACUGCGAGCGGGUCUUCUGCGAGGCGGCGCAGGACCCGGAGGAGGUGACAGAGGUCUUCCUUGCCGCGCUGCGCGCCCCGCGGCCCGCCCUGCGCUACUUCAGCACCGAGCGCUUCCUGCCCCUGGCGCGGCUGCGCCUCGCCGACCCCAGCGGCUGCAGCUACGUGGCCGCCAUGCACCGCGCUGUGUUCGCCGACGAGCCCGCCGAGGCUGAGGCUGGGGGAAUGGGGGGCCCUGAGCUCGGCGCUUCACCCGCCGCCCCGCAAUAAAGGCUUCGUCCGUCGCUG
Galeopterus variegatus (Sunda flying lemur) is the source of this 951-nucleotide messenger RNA. It is a transcript of the gene HSD17B1, whose product is annotated as hydroxysteroid (17-beta) dehydrogenase 1. NCBI's taxonomy places the organism in Eukaryota, Metazoa, Chordata, Mammalia, Dermoptera, Cynocephalidae. Gene Ontology annotation, cellular component: cytoplasm. Gene Ontology annotation, biological process: estrogen biosynthetic process. The record is from RefSeq and is a predicted model, not a curated record. The transcript has 6 exons. Gene Ontology annotation, molecular function: estradiol 17-beta-dehydrogenase [NAD(P)+] activity. The coding region runs from base 1 to 933 and encodes 310 amino acids.